AAGGACAGAGCAGAGGACCGCUCGGGCUGUAAACCAGGUGGAAAGUCGCUGAGAGAACUGGAUGUGAAGGGGAAGCACCAAGGUCAUGAUCGACUGGCCCAAUGUGACAGCGUCCAGCCAACAGGAGCUGGGCCUGAAACCUGAGGAGCUGCAGAAGUCCAAAUGUGUCCUGGGCUUCAUCCCUGUCAUCUACUACAGUAUCCUGCUUUGUGUGGGAGUGCCAGUCAACAUCCUCACAGCCGUGGCUUUAUCCAGGCUAGCAUCCCGCACUAAGAAAGCUCUGUACUACUACCUUUUGGCCGUGACUGCUUCAGACAUUCUCUCCCAACUCUUCAUCAUCUUUGUGGGCUUCCUGCUUGAGACGGCAGUUUUUCACCGAGACGUCCCCAUACUUCUGCUGCACUCUGUCAGCGCUGCAGAGUUUGCUGCAAACCACGCCUCCAUCUGGUCCACCGUGCCCCUUACCGUGGACCGGUAUGUGGCGCUGUGCCACCCCCUCCUCCACCGCCAGAUCAGCUACCCGGCCCGGGCCAGGAAGAUCAUUGGGGUGGUCCUCGGGUUAUCCCUCGUAUCGGGUGUGCCCUUUUUCUGGUGGUCGGACAUGUGGAGGAAUAGCAACCCCCCCACAGCCCUGGACACCGUCCUCAUAUGGACGCAUGUAACUAUAAUCUACUUCCUGCCCUGCAGCAUCUUCUUGUUGCUGAACUCUUUGAUAAUCCACAAGCUGAGGGUGAGGCAAAGGCAGCAGCCAUGCCAGGAGGAGGGCGGGUCAAAGAUUGCGUCUCCGCGGCUACUUGGAAAAACUACUGCCAUGCUGCUGGCCAUCACAUCUGUGUUCUCUGUGCUGUGGGCCCCCAGGACAGUAGUGGUCAUCUACCAUCUGUACGUGUCCUCAGUUCACCGAGACUGGCGCGUCCACCUGGCCUACGACCUGUCCAACAUGCUGGCCAUGCUCAACACAGCUGUCAACUUCUUCCUCUACUGCUUCGUCAGUAAGCCUUUCCGGGGAGCAGUGCGGGAUGUCUUGCUGCUCAGGGGGGGCCCACUUUAUCCUCGGAGGGCUCUGCCUCACCCGCUGGCCCCCACCAAUGCCUCCAUCUCAUCUCUGUACAGUGGGAACAACAAGCGGUCACAGCGGGACUUCACCCCCUUGUCACCUCACAGAGCCAGAAAGCCCUCAUGACCCCCAUGCCCCCUUCUCUUAAUCCAAAACACCCAUCAUCCCACGGUCCCCGAGCACUUCUGACCCCAGAGACGUACACUGCAUUCCAGCUAGGACCGUGGACAGCUGCCAGUCAGCCCCGGAGCUUUCUCAAAGGGCCUAAAAUGAGCUCAAAAGAAGUAUGUUUUUGUCACAGGCUGUUGUUUGUCCACGUAAAUCAGAUAAGAUGACAGCUUAUUUGUUUUGUUUUUUGGUAUUAUUUUCCAUACAGUGUAGUAAUGUGAUUUUUGAUAUUGUUACAAUAAUGCUGAAAAGAAUUACGACUUGUUUUCCUUGGGGUUAAUUCAAUAGCUGGAUCCAUGAUAAGGACACAGCAAAGAAAAAUGGAAGGGGGAAAGUGAUUAUUUGCAUGCUGCUACAAUAAUUGUAAUCCAUUCUACCCCACAUUUAUCAUGUCAAGUCGUUGGUUUUAAUCUACUUUAAUUGCCCUUCUACAAUAUCCACUCUGGAAGCAGCCAACAGGGAGAAAUAAGAGUUUUUAACUGGCUGCUAUUUCUGCAGUUGUGUAAAGAUGCUAAAUGUCCAAAAGACAAUCCGCCCUGCUGAACAUUGCCAAUCGAGCAAAGAAAUAGCACUCUGCGGUGCGCUCCCAGGCACAAAAACCCCAGCUGCUAAGGGGUCUGUUUAUUUUUCAUGAAAUGCAACUGGAUGGAGCCUUAAAUUAAAGCUUGCUGUUUAGGCGGCAGGAGUGAAGACCCUGCUCUUCAAACAGCCCCUCCGCUACAUCCCCAACAUUGCCUCAGCUCUGGCUAAACAAACUACAGAUUAGCCUGAUGGUCUGCACAAACACACACAUGCGCUCACAAGAAGGUACACACACAGUCAUGCAUGUACAGUACUUGCUCACUCACAACGACGUCAGCUUGUACAUUUCCAUUGGCUUCAACAGGAAUUUGUAUGCAACAUCAUCAUCAUUUUGAUGAUGUUUGAUUAUUGUAUCAGUGUUGUAAAAAUAUAAGAGAUCUGCACUUAAGCUUCUAACAGCUACUUUGCAUAUGUGAUUUUUAGGUUGUGGACAAACUAACUGUAUGUAUAUAUUUUUAAUCAAGCACACUUUUACUUGGAUUUUUCAUGGAGCGGUAACUUGUUCUGUUAACAACUGGGUUUCUAAUGGUAUCUCAUGUUAAGCGUUUUUUCUAAAGUCAGAUAAAUGCCACUAAAUGUAGGGCUAGAUCAAACCACGAACUGACCAUAAUUACUAUAUAAAAUAGACAAUUUACAUACUGUGGAUUCCAGCUGUUGUAAAUUAUUAUUUGUGUUGGUAUCUGUCAAUUUAAGGAUUGCCUUAAACUGAACUUUAUAGUAUAUCCCUACUUGGGAUAUCUCAAUCAAAACAUUAACAAAAGUGUUUGCUGUAUUGGGAAGUAGUGUGGGACCAUGGGUUUAUUCUCUUACAAAUAUUGCCUUCGGUGUUCAGAAGGUUUAUUCCUGCCUGUGAUUACACCCGGUAAACAUGUUGAGUAAAGCAGUUUCAUGUCAAAAAUCAGUGUUUCCCCAGCUCUGCUCUGCAGGAAAGAACGUCCCAGGGGUCUGAGAGCUGAGUUGACACUAAUGUUUGCUCAGCUCGUUUCUCUGAGAACUUAAGAUCCAGACAUCCAAUGACUAAGAUCCUUCAUCCGGUUAAAACAUAUUGUAGGGAACAACUAAGUGCAUUGCAAAAAGGUGUUACAUUUAUGAUAGCUUCUAGCAGACAACCACAAGAUUUACAGAUAGAUAUAACUAUUGUCAGUCGUCCAAACAAGACAUACUGUUAGCUUGAAAAAGACUACAGAUUUUUCAAUGUUUAAAAUGGUUUGAAACUCUCAGAGUUCGAAAGUUCUAAACCUCAACAGCAAAUGAUCACAAUCUCUGCAACCUUUGGUAGCCUUUAGCCUCUUUAAGCUUAAUGUUGGUCUCAUGGCCCAUGCACUGUACUUUACCUGCUCAGCACCAAACACAGUUAGAGACUAGCUGGUUAAAAAAAAGUGAAGUAUUAAACUGCUAAACAGCCGCAUACUUUGAUCAGAAGUUGGUGGAGACCAAAUCAGAGCCAAAAGGAAGAUGGUUAAGAUUGACGAGGUGGACACAAACUCAGUAUAUACUGUGAAUGCUGAUGUUGCUCCAUUCAAAAUAUGUUGUUAACAUGUUACAACUUUAUUAUGUGAAAAAUAGUAUGGCUGUUUAUCCGCUAGCUUAUUUGUAGCUUAAGUGGUUAAAAAUACUUUAAUGUUCAACAUAUUUGCAAUCAUUGGUUUCAAAGAACUUCAAAGCUUCAUUGAAAUCUUUCUGAAUCAUCCCAUACAUGUUUUAAUGCUUCACUCAACAAUGCAGUCUCCUGUAAAGUAUAUAUCUCCCCUGACCACCCAUUCAGGUUUAAAGUUUCAGAUGUAAGCCAUCUGCGUGCUCCGAUUCCUUUACAGUCCUCAUUGUGUUUACUGUAACGGUGAGAGACACAGUGUCCGUUCCUCUGAGGGUCCCUGCGUCAGUCUCUCAUGUCGCCCCUCCGUCGUCCCACACUGAGUUCUGAGAGUCCGUACGCAGAUGUAGAUGCAGACGGUUUCUUUGAAGAUGUUUCCUGCUGCCUGACAACAGCAGAGGGGGGUGUGAGAGAGCGUGUAGUGACGGCGACCUUACACUGGUUAAGACAAUGGGGGGGUCAGAAUAAACAGUUAGGACGGUAAUAUGAUGCUAAGAUGUGAGAGCAGGCUUUGAUUAAAGUUUAAUGGAGCUGCAGAAUCUACUGAGCUGUCAGGGAGCAGAUGAAAUUAUAAUAGGGUAAAUAUUAUGUUUAAAUAUGCGAACAAGGAAUACUCUAAUAUGUGUUAAUUAGCAUACAUUUCCAGAACAAAAAUCAGAAAAUGUUCAUUAAUAAAGUUUAAUGGAAGAAUAUUAGUAGAUACUUAAAAGUAGGGUAGGUAGUUCACUUCAGAAACACUUAAUUUAACAUCCCGAUAGCAAUGAAUAAAUAUAUUCAAAUAUUUAAUCUGUGGAAGCCGUGGCGCUGUAAAAAGCUAGACCAAUUAUCUGCCCCGACCCGCAGCUGAUAAUUGGAUGGCCUACCUGCCUGUCAGCCUUCCAUCUGUGCACAAACUUAUCUCGUGCCCUCAUUGGUC
This is a messenger RNA of Notothenia coriiceps (black rockcod), 4314 nucleotides long. RefSeq names its product G protein-coupled receptor 142 (gene gpr142). Gene Ontology annotation, biological process: G protein-coupled receptor signaling pathway. The record is from RefSeq and is a predicted model, not a curated record. Gene Ontology annotation, cellular component: plasma membrane. Gene Ontology annotation, molecular function: G protein-coupled receptor activity. NCBI's taxonomy places the organism in Eukaryota, Metazoa, Chordata, Actinopteri, Perciformes, Nototheniidae. The transcript has 3 exons. Bases 86 to 1183 code for a protein of 365 amino acids.